AUGGCCAGUGCCUGCAUUGAAAUAGCACAAACGACAAGUGAAUCAAACAAAAACACGAUCCAGUCACCUGGGUUUCCUCUAGUACGACCACCUGGACCUUACACCUGCACAUAUCACCUUAAGACUCACCUGGUUGAUGGGCGUGUCUACUUGGUCUUUGAUGACUUUUUGAGUAUAUGUAGUAUUCAUCAACUUGGAUGUGAUAAUGAUAAGGAUUUUCUGAAGGUAUACGAUGGUGCUAACUCAAGUUUUCAAUUGUUAGAAUCAUUUAAUUUUACAAUGACAAAGAGACCACAGGCAAUAUUAUCAUCUGGAACGAGCUUGUACAUUGAAUACAUUGUCUCAUCAACAUACGAAGCAUACAUAUUCUCAGGAUUCAAAGCGACUUACAGUUCUAUUCCGUCCAUUCCAUUCAAAUUGUCUCCACCACAUACAAGCAUUCAAACAUUCAGAUAUUUUGAAAAUGGAAAUGGACUGAUCCACUUUCCAGUAGGGGGUUAUGAAGGAGAAAUUGAUGUGCUUUGGUUAUUCAAAGCAGGGCAGAUCAAUAGCGCAAUGCAGAUUUACCUGUACAUACAGUUCAACCUAAGUUCAGUUGAUUUGAGUAGCUUGCUGCACUUGGAAGUCCUCGAUGGCAUCUCAUCCAGAUCCCCGGUCCUUCUCAAUCUCAGCCUGCCUGGUGGAGGUCUUGAGCGUGACAUAAGCCUUUACUCUUCUAAGGACAGCCUCUAUAUGCGUCUGCGUUCCGAUUCUUUGAAAACAUGGCUGGAUGCAUUAGACGUUGUAUUUUCAUUUUUUGUAAAAAGUGAUACCAGAGACUGUAAGGAUUUUGAAUGUGAUAAUGGGUGGUGUAUCUCAAGCAGCUUAUUAUGUGAUGGAUACAACCACUGUGCUGAUGGCUCUGAUGAAAAGUAUUGUGAUUAUGGAUGCCAAGAUUUUGAAUGUGCCAAUGGGGGUACCUGUCAAUCGACGAUUGGGGGUGAAUUUUAUUGUGACUGUGCCCCUGGCUUCAUUGGUCCUAGAUGUAAGAAGACAUAUAACGGUUAG
Molecule: messenger RNA, 1047 nt
Organism: Anneissia japonica
Lineage: Eukaryota; Metazoa; Echinodermata; Crinoidea; Comatulida; Comatulidae
Exons: 7
Coding region: 1-1047 (348 amino acids)
Molecular function (GO): protein binding
Source: RefSeq, a predicted model, not a curated record